Molecule: messenger RNA, 639 nt
Organism: Protopolystoma xenopodis
Lineage: Eukaryota; Metazoa; Platyhelminthes; Monogenea; Polystomatidea; Polystomatidae
Source: the annotation of a GenBank genome assembly
AUGCUGUCAUGUGUCUCUCUGCCUAAGCAGGGCGUCUACAUGCCCGGGAAUCGAGCUCAUCUCAACACUUCAAAUCUCCAUUUUGACGGUUUAAAUGGGCAGAACUCGCCUCCACACGCGACAAAGAGGCUUUCUCAUUGCCGCCUGCUUCUGUACACAAAUUGGGAGUUAAGACAAAUCGUGUCUGAGACUGAGGCGAUAGGCAGUGACACGUCAACUCUUUCUGCCCCACUCCCCAACCCCUCUAACUUGUUCCCUCCACUCGACUGGCAAACCCUCGCUCUAAUAGAUUGUCGUGGCAACGGCUUCUUCACCUUCCAUUCGGUCGUUUCGACUGGCCAACUCUACAACGGUCCGAGCUGGAGGCAGCCCCGAGUCGGCGCCCUGGCCGGUUCGUCUGCCUCUCUCUUAGCCUCACCAGUCCCCGGCAUUUCGGUGCCAAUCCGGCACUACACACUCUACUCCAGCGCCCACACCACACUAGCCAUCUUGGGACGUGAUUCCGGCCAAAGGGGUGUCGCCGCGGCAACCGAAAACGCAAAGAACUCACACCGCACACAUACUGUUGAUGGGGGCUAUCGUCUGAUUAAAAAAACAGGAUUUUUCUUCCCUUUCGCUUGUAAAUUCAGACCCGUCUGA